Molecule: messenger RNA, 2881 nt
Organism: Symbiodinium sp. CCMP2456
Lineage: Eukaryota; Dinophyceae; Suessiales; Symbiodiniaceae
Source: the annotation of a GenBank genome assembly
AUGAAUAACGAGGUGGUUUAUGACCUGCUUAUUGACGAGUACACCUACAGCGAUGUCAAAGAAAAAGAGAUCAAUCUGGGGCUUGACCUCAAAGGUGGCAUGAACGUUAUUCUUGAGGUAUCGGUUCGCGAUAUCCUGAAAGAACUUACCAAUAAAAGCCAAAACGAAGUAUUUCUUGCCGCUUUAGACCGUGCCGAUAAAAGCGCCACCGAAAGCCAGGAAAACUAUCUUACCAAUUUCUUCAACGCUUUUGAAGCCGUUCGUGCCGACAGAAACGCCAAUGUUAAGUUGAGCGAUGCCGAUAUUUUUGGUACCAAAGAAAUGAACGAUAAGCUGGGCUUUAAUGCCACCGAUGAGGCCAUAAAGGCUGAGUUGCGUGCGCAGAUUAAUGCUUCGGUAGAAAACGUUUACACGGUAUUGCGCGCUCGUAUCGACCAGUUUGGAGUGGUUCAGCCCAACCUUCAACGACUGGAUGAAGGCGGUAGAAUAUUGGUGGAACUUCCCGGUGUUAAAGAUCCCGAUCGGGUGAAGAAACUUUUACAAAGUACGGCCGAGCUUGAGUUUUACAAACUUUACCAGGGCUAUGAGCUCUUAAACUUUUUGGGUCAGGCCAACGAGCGCCUGCGCGGAAUAGUGGAAAAUCCCAAUGAGAAAAAGAACAAGGCACGCUCAGAUAGCGCAGUUCUCGAAACAACAGAAAGCGAGGAUGAAAGCCUGGAAAAUUUGGCCAUUGAAAGCGUUGACGAGCAGGAGGAAAUGGCCGCUGAUGUUGACAGUCCGAAAAUUUCAAGCAAUGCCAUUGAUUUAGAUUCAGCCUUAGCGGCAGAAGAUUCUAUGAACCUGCAAUCAUUUGAUCCGCUUUGGCAAGUUCUAUUCCCCAACAUCGACCGUCAAACCAAUCAGGCGCUGCCUGGUCCGGCUGUGGGUUACGCCACCGUGGGAGAUACCGAUCUGGUAAACGAAUAUUUAUCUUAUCCUCGAGUGCGUGCCUUAUUGCCCGCGGGCAUGCGCAACGUGCGCUUUUUGUGGGGCAAACCCAGCGAUGAUGAUAUCUCCGUGCUCUAUGCUGCCAAAACGGGUCGCCAGGGCGAGCCUGCCCUUUCGGGCGAUGUAGUUAGUGACGCCCGCCAGGACUUUGACGAGCGCAACAACGCCAUCGUUAAUAUGACCAUGAACGCCCGGGGCGCUUCAGAAUGGCAACGCAUUACCCGCGAAGCUGCCGGUAGUGAAACUACUCAGGAAGACAAUGAGGCUGUGGCCAUUGUGCUUGACAACAUUGUUUACUCGGCACCGGUAGUGCAAAACGAAAUUCCCAACGGCAGUACCCGCAUCUCGGGCCAGUUUAACGUAAACGAAGCGCAGGAUUUAGCCAAUAUCUUGAAAGCAGGUGCCCUUCCCGCUCCGGCCCGAAUCAUCCAGGCCGACAUUGUGGGUCCUAGCUUGGGUAAAGAGGCCAUAUCGGCUGGCUUGUGGUCGUUUGUUGUGGCCCUGGCCCUGGUAAUGGUUUACAUGGUAUUCUAUUACAAUGGUGCCGGUGGAGCUUCUGUAUUGGCCCUUGUGGUAAACAUGUUCUUCAUUUUUGGCGUGCUAGCUUCAUUGGGCGCGGUGCUUACCCUUCCGGGGAUUGCCGGUAUUGUGUUGACGAUAGGUAUGGCGGUUGACGCCAACGUUCUGAUUUACGAGCGCAUUCGGGAAGAGUUAAACCAGGGAAAAGGCUUGGCCUUGGCUAUUAGUGACGGUUACAAGAACGCCUAUAGUUCAAUAAUUGACGCCAACGUUACUACUUUCUUAACCGGGGUUAUAUUGUACGCCUUUGGUACCGGCCCUAUUCGUGCAUUCGCCACCACUUUGAUUAUUGGUAUCUUAACCUCACUUUUUUGCGCCAUCUUUAUCACGCGUUUGGUAUUUCAGUACCGUUUAGACCGCAAGAAAAACGUUACGUUCUCUACCAAGAUGACCAAGGGCGCUUUCCAGAAUUUGAGCUUUAACUUUUUGCAAAAGCGCAAAAUAGCGUACUUGAUCAGUGGCUUGAUUAUUUUAACCGGGGUAAUCUCAUUGGCUACACGUGGCUUAAACUACGGUGUAGACUUUGUGGGUGGCCGCUCCUAUCAAGUACGUUUUGAUCAGGCGGUAAAUUCAGCUGAGAUUCAAACCACCUUGGGUAAUUUCUUUGUGAACGAGAAUGGCACUAAAGUUUACCCGGACGUUAAAACUAUUGGUGAGCCUAAUCAGGUGAUUAUUACCACCAAAUACCGCAUCAACGAAACCGGCCCCGAAGUAGAGGCUGACAUCAAAGAGAGCCUGUAUGCCGGUGUGGCCCAGUUUUAUCAGAACGCCCCCGAAAAAGAAGUGUUCUUUUCAGAAGCGCAGGGCGAUUCGGAAAUUGGCAUAGUAGCGGAGCGACAGGUUGGUCCUACCAUUGCUGACGACAUUCGCAGUGCCGCCAUUUGGUCUAUUUUGUUCUCCCUUAUUGUGAUUUUCCUCUACAUUUUGAUUCGCUUUAGCAAGUGGCAAUUUAGUCUGGGUGCGGUAGCGGCCGCAUUCCACGAUGUACUGGUGGUACUUUCACUGUUCUCACUGCUGUAUGGCUUUUUACCUUUCUCCUUAGAGAUUGAUCAGGCCUUUAUAGCCGCGGUGCUAACGGUUAUCGGAUACUCGCUAAACGAUACCGUGGUUGUAUUUGACCGUAUUCGUGAAUAUUUAAAUACACACAAUAAGCGCAAGGGAAUGACCACCGUGGUUAACCAGGCCCUGAACAGCACCCUGAGCAGAACGGUGAAUACUUCACUUACCACCUUCUUCGUGCUACUAAUCAUCUUCAUCUUUGGUGGAGAUGUAAUCAGAGGAUUCAUGUUUGCCUUGCUGAUUGGUAUUGUGGUAG